UUCCUUGCAAAAUCUCACAGACUCAGUUACUCUGAAAUGCAUUCAACUGAGCAACAGCGCGCACACGAGUUCAGUCGGGGAAGAAUUUAGAGGUAGGUUUUACCUACUUUCCUUGUCAAUGUACAAAGUUGUAUGUACAUUGUUUAAAACCCAAUUAUUGGUGUCAACUUCAGCUAGCUAACAAGUUCACCAAUGUUCCCUGCAAUAAGAUAAUAUUAACUCGCAUGAUGGAGCUAACGUUAGCUAGAUAGUGUCAGCUACUGUAGGCAGUUAGCUAAAUUGUAUAGGCUAUUUGAUUUUAGCUGUAGCUAGCUCUCUGACAUUGUUCACUAGCAAGGGGUUUAUUAAAAUAAGCUCCUACCUCUUCCAGACAAGCUUAGCUACCUUUAGCUAACUAACGUUAGGUAUUCCAGACUGGAAUCUGGUUAGCUAACGUAACUAGUUAGCUAACAUUGAAUAUGGCUCGUGCCAGCCAUGCGUGCAGAAGUUGCACCCCUGUUUUAGCGAAUACUUUUUAAAGUAACUAUGUCUGGUCUCACGCAUGCAGCAUUGCAAUUACAAAGCUUUCUAACCAUGGUAAACGUUACACAAGUCGUUCGUUUCUUUGGAGUGUGUCAACCCCAAGUUAAUAAAUCAGUCCAACAGAGAACAACAAAGUUAUCAUACAUUGACUGCACCCAAAUAAUACUCGUUACCUGACAGCUCAGAUCUGUUAGGGUUGUUGUUUACCAUGGUUGUUACUAUAAUACGUGUGAUUUGAUGGGAAAGGACAGCUUUGGACAUAGGGAGUUUGGUUGAGCACCAUCCCACAAAAUAAUUAAGAAUAAAGCACUCUGUCAGAAAACAAACUUUGAGUGACUAUUUGCAAACAUUAUUGUAUUUUACAGGUUCACACAGACCAGAGGUCCAGCUGUAAACUAGCUUGCUUUCAAUCAUUGUUAAUCCAUGGAAUGGAGCAAAGGUUAACCUUCUCUCAUACAUAGAGUAUGAAAAUGGCUGCAGGUAGCACUUUAACUCCAUGUUCGUCAUUGUGAAAGGUUUCCCUCUCACCCCCUCUAAUGUUUAACACUGGAUCCUUUGUGGAACUUGUAAGGGAAGAGUGCUAACAGGAAUCUCUACUCAUUGUCUGCUUAGAACAUCUGAAUUGGUGGUUUAGGCCCUACUCUCUGGUUUCUAUGAAAAAUCCUAUAGCAAGCCUCUUCACUAUAGCAAUACCACUUAGUAAUUUGAUACAGUCAGAGGUAGACUUGGGACCCCAGUGUCCACUGUCAGGCCACUACCAUGGUGGGCAAAGACGCUAUGGUGAGUGGGGACAGGGCUGUGGAGGAAGAGGCUGAACUGGACCUGAAGGAGACCUCCCCUGGAGAGCCUGACCCUGAGAUGGCUCUUCCCCCACCUGAGGACCCCUCAGACGGCCAGACCAAGACCGCCCGGACCUGGGAGUUGUCGGUGGUGUUCCUGUGUUUCUAUGGGUUUAUGGUGCAGCUGAAGCCUGGGGAGCCCUUUAUAACACCAAACCUGCUCAGCAUGGAGAAGAACUUCACCAGGGAACAGGUGACCAAUGAGAUCAACCCGAUCCUGUCCUACUCCUACAUGGCGGUGCUGGUGCCAGUCUUCCUCCUGACAGACGUCCUGCGUUACAAGCCCGUCCUGGUCCUCUCCAGCCUCAGCCACGUGGCCAUCUGGCUCCUCCUCCUCCUGGGCUCCUCCCUCUUAGAGAUGCAGUUCAUGGAGUUCUUCUACGGUAUCACCAUGGCAGCACGCGUGGCUUACUCCUCCUACAUAUUCUCCCUGGUCACCCCAGAGCUCUACCAACGUGUGGCCAGCUACUCGCGCUCUUGCGUCCUCAUGGGGGUGUUUGCUAGCUCGGUGCUGGGCCAGGUGCUGAUAUCCGUGGGCAGGCUCUCCUUCGCCAUGCUCAGUGCUGUCUCCUUGGCCUUGGUGUCCUUCGGCCUGGUGCUCUCCUGCUGCCUGCCCUGGCCCAAGAGGUCCCUGUUCUUCAACAGGGCCCACCACGCUGCCCAGAGGAACCUCCAGGAGCAGGCUGCCGCCCAGUCGGAGCUGGCCAGGAUGAAGCAGGGCGAAGCGGGCUUGGGUUCAGGUGACACACCCUCCCUGGCCCCUCUCAGCUCUGGUUCCUCCUGGAGGGACUCAGUGUUUAUUCAGAUGCUGAAGGAGCUGAGGAACGUGCCGCGGAGGCCCAGCCUGAGACUGUGGAGCCUGUGGUGGGUGUUCAACUCCGCUGGCUACUACCUGGUGCUGUUGUACGUCCAUGUCCUGUGGAACAAGGUGUACCCCGCCAUUGAGAACAAACACGUCUACAACGGAGGGGUGGAGGCUGUCUCCACACUACUGGGUGCGAUCACGUCGUUUGCAGCGGGCUUCGUGAAGAUCCGCUGGAACCUGUGGUCUGAGCUGGUGAUUGGCAUCAUCACGGCUCUGCAGGCUGGCCUGCUGCUCCUCAUGGGGACCACCAGCAACAUCUGGGUCUGCUAUGUGGCCUACUCCCUCUUCAAGGGUUUCUACCAGUUCCUCGUGCCUAUCGCCAUUUUCCAGAUCGCCUCGUCGCUCACCAAGGAGCUGUGUGCCCUGGUGUUUGGGGUCAACACUUUCCUGGCGACCGUUCUGAAGACCAUCAUCACCCUCAUCGUCUCUGACAAGAAGGGUCUGGGACUAGACGUACACUCCCAGUUCCUGGUCUACUUCUUCUACUUUGCCUUGCUGACAGUUAUCUACCUGGGCUGUGCUGCCUGGGUCAUCAUUCGCCACUACAGGAACCAAUCGGCAGGAGGUGGAGGGGACACCGACCAGGCCACGCCCACUGAGCUAUGUCCCGUACCAUCAAACCCCUCGGAGACGGAACCUCUGUCCAAUGGGAACAACGUGAAGGCCUGAAAGGGAUAUUCCAGAAUGUUGGCAAUGAAGCCCUUUAUCUACUUCCCCAGAGUCAGAUUAACUCGUGGAGACUAUUUUUAUGUAUCUGCAUGCAGUUUGAAGGAAUUUGCUACCUAGCGUUAGCCAAAUUGCUAACUACCAUUAGCGUAAUGACUGGAAGUCUAUCGGAACAGCUAGCAUGCAAGUUGUUCAUGUAGACUUCAUGUCAUUGCGCUAGCUAACGCUAGUUGGCAUUGGAUCGCGAAACUACCUCUAACUUCCUUCAUACUGGAUGCAGAGACAUACAAAUGCUAUCCAUGAGUUCAUCUGACUGUGUGGAAGUAGAUAAAGGGUCUCCUUGCCAAAAUCCUCAACUAUCCCUUGAACAUUGUCAUCUUUACAUCAACACCUAAACCCCUUACACUAACAUUGAGUUGUCUAAACGGUCUGGGAAUCUCUCGCUACGGUUUCCACACGACUGCACAAGGACAGAUGAGACUUAGAGGUGAGUCGAGACCUCGUGACACUUCGUUGGAUGUGUUGGGGGAGUGUAGUUUACCAGUGUUAGUGAACAGUCACUGUUCUCAGCCCUUAGUGCCUUAUCCGUUAUAUCCAACGUGUAUUCAGUUCACCAAAAGGAUGUUAUUAUGGAAUACAUAUUUUUUUCUCAAUGUUUUUAAAGAAUUACAGGCAGGGCCCACCUACAUUACUACAAGAUAAUAUAAAAAGCUCACUCGAUCAACCCUAAUGGUCUUGUAAGCAGCGGUGGGAAAAGUACCAACUUGUCAUACUUUAAAGUAAAGAUACCUUCAUAGAAAUGACUCAAGUAAAAGUCUAAAAGUAUUUGGUUUUAAAUAAACUUAAGUAUUAAAAAGUAAGAGUAUAAAUGAUUUCAAAUUACUUAUUAAGCAAACCAGAUGUCACAAUUGCAUUUUUUCUUCAUCAGUAGCCAGGGGGACACUCCAACACUGAGACAUCAUUUGUGUUUAGUGAGUCUGCCAGAUCAGAGGCAGUAGAGAUGACCAGGGUUGUUCUCUUGAUAAGUGUGAAUUUGACAAUUUUUCUGUCCUGCUAAGCAUUCAAAAUGUAACGAGUACUUUUGGGUGUCAGGGAAAAUGUACGGAGUAAAAUGUACAUUAUUUUCUUUAGGAAUGUAGUGACGUAAAAUUUGUCAAAAAUAUAAAUAGUAAAGUACAGAUACUUCUUAAGUAUUUUUAAGUACUUUACACCACUGCUUGUAAGUAGCAAUACAUGACCUUGUAUGCGGUACAAAUCACAUUAUUGCGGGAGCACCUCUAACAGAAUGAAUUAGGCUGUUUGGGAAGGUUUACAUCCUAAGCAACCUGCCUCAACAUUGUUUCGAAGUACAAUAGACCAGCAUAUAGCUACUGGCGUAGGUCAAUUUAAGGAAUUUUAUUUUUCGGCUUUAGACCAAUCCCUACUUCUCACUCAAACAGUGUUUUGUUUUUAAUAGUCAGAGUUUGGGCCUAGUUGUCAGCCUAAUGUUCUCAGAGAGACUGUUGACAUGUACUAUGUAGUGGCUGCUUUGCUCUUCUUAUCCCAGAAACAUCCCAAAUGGUGUUAUCCACUGUUGAUUAUGUUCAGAGGUUUCCAAAUACAGGGUAAUCAUAUGUUCCCUGAUAAUGUUGAAGCACGUUUGUUUUCGUAACUCUGACUGAGAAAAUAAUAAUUUCAAGUAGAGGGGACCAAUAGGAAAUGAUCUACAGAAACAGUCUAAUUCUACUGGACUACUUCUUCUACUGAUGGAACAAUAGCCUGUUUAUAUUCAGCAAAUGAUUCACUGUUUGCGAUCAUUAGGAAUUCUCGACAGUUGCUGCAAUUGUAUUGAUUAGCGAAAACCAUAUUUUUGAAUCUGUGUGUCUAUUGUUAGCUGUACAGAAGUCCUCCAGUGAGAGAGGUGUGCCCCACAGGAUCAUGAUUACUAUGUGAUCACAUUAGCAUUGCUUUAGAUUAAGUAGACACAUGACAGGAUGCAUUUUGGGGCUGCUGAAUCUUCCUGAAUAUUUUUAUUUGAAGAGUGAAAAGAUUUUCUAAAUGAAGCCCUUCGUGUGUAUGUUCACUACACUCCCACUGUCUUAGGUUUAAUCAGCGAUUGCUUGUGAACAAAGCAGAUGCCAAUUGUUUUAGGGCCUUCAAACUAACCAUAUCAGUGGACUUUUAUUUUUUAAAUGUCACCUUUAUUUAACCAGGUAGGCCAGUUGGGAACAAGUUAUGCUUGUUGCCAGUGAGUAAUUCAAUGCACCUUGUGUCAGGAAGUGUUUUAGCGAUCAUUUUGUGUAUAGUUUUGCUUACGGGAGAGUGGGGUAAGUUGAGCCAUUUUUUACGUUCAGUACUUAGGUUCAAACACUUUGUAGUUUUAUAUAUAUAUUUUUAAACAUUGGCCAGGUCCUGUUAUCUCAUAUCCCAGCGAUAAUGCCUUGCAUUGUGCCUGGAAUGAAAACACUUCAAUUUGCUCAACUUGCCAUUGGUUCAACUUUUACCCCAAGGCAAACAUUUUGAUUAUAUUAGCACACACACAUACAAUAAAGCACUUUCAUGCUGGUGUAUAGAAUAAUCUUAAAGUUAUCUACUUUGCUUUAGAUACAAGCAUCAUGAAACCUCUAUAACAGAAAGGAAUUUGACUUGGUGAAAAUCUUUUAUUUUAUUUUUUAUAUAUAUUUUUUUACUUAGCUUUUUCCAAAUGGUUUCUUCCUUCAGACUCCAUGAAAUGAUGACCUCUUCCUAGAUAUUUGGUCAAAUUAUAACAUUUUAUGUAUAGUUUCCUAGAAACAAGGGUGGCUCAAUUUACCUCUUUGGCUCAACUUACCCCACUCUCCCCUAUUUUUGUUUAAAUGUUUUCAUGCAGAUUUGUCUUUUCUCCCCCAGCAGUGCUAAUCAUCCGUUCAUUGUCAUCUUUUCUAAUAGGAAGCCCACAUGAAUGUGAAUGUGUAAACUGGAGUAAAGUUGUUAUGAACUACUGCAAAUGAGUUGGAGGAUUUAGCAAUGAGCUGGCAGACCUUUAUUCUGCAUGUUAUUUUCAAAUGAGCUAUUUUGUAUUGUUUAAAUGCAGGGGUUCUCACAAAGUUUUUGCUUCGUGGCCCACCAAUUGAGCUGUGUUUUGAGUCUCCACCCACCAUAAGGGUUGAGUGGUAAAAAAAAACACACACACAGACCAAAGCAUGAAUAUGAUCUUGGCAGUGGACACAAUAUUUUGCAGUUUCAAAGCUAAUCCCCUGCAAUUCCACAUCCUGCCAUGGAGCUGAAAUAACAUUUUUGCAAUUUUAAAACAAAUUUCCUUCAAUUCUAUGCAUUUUGACAUGGUUGGUGUUCUUAUGCACCAACAACAUCAGUGGAGGCCUGAUUGUCUAGCUUUUAUUUUGUUGAUUGUAAAUUCUCAAAUAUUAUAGGCUAUUAUUGAAAAAUGUAUAGGUCCGUUCUCUUUUCUGCAUCCCAUCCCAGUUUGGGAACUACUGUUUUAAUGGAACAAUUUAUUUAUCUGUGUGCGUAAGAGUAAAAUUGUGUUUUCUUAAAUGUUUGUCACUGAGGAAAUAAUGAAGUUGAAAAAUGUAAAUAUAUUUUAGGCCUAUAUGUUUAUUCUUUGGAAUCUGACAACUCGAGGAACUCAUAUCUGGUGUACCCUUUACAUUCUGAAUGUGUUUAUACCAUACUUAAAGUACGCCCAUAAAUGCAGAUUAUACCUACCCAUUUUUUUAAAUUGAAGUUGCCUUUAAUUGAAUUGCUGUGCAUAGGAAGUGGUUUGCUGAAUUCCGGUCCCCUUGAGUAAUCUUAGGACCAUCUUACUACAAAACUGAGAAAUCAUGUCAGAAUAUAGACUAUAGUAGUUGAGUGUCUAUUAAUUACAUGUAGGGUGGAUAAAAGAUGUGUGUGAACAAUACAAGCACUUAACUUGAGAAUGCUAUGUAUAAUGGGUCCGGAACACGAGAUAUGCAACUUGAACUUUGCACUAUUCUCUAAUUGAUUUAAAAGGUCAUAUCUCAAGGUAGGUUUCAGCAUAUAGUGAUGAGGUUGUAGAGUAUACAAUGAUUUUUACAUGGUCAUAUGGCCUCGUAAACAAAUACAAAGGUAUGAGAUUAAUUGCACCUUAUGGUCUAUAGGCCGUGCAGUAUACUAGCCAACGAGUUCAGUAUAGGAUAAGAUUUGUAACGUUAACUGUCAGAAUUGUUCAUGUUUAUUAUUGUCACACUGACUUCAAUCAAUGCUGAAUAUAUAUACACUUUGGGUGAAUGACUGUGAACCUAUUUUGUUGCUGUAAAAAAACAGACUUAUGUCAACAUUUUAUUUUUGAUUUACAAAUAAAUCAGUUUGGAAAAACAA
Molecule: messenger RNA, 7209 nt
Organism: Oncorhynchus mykiss (rainbow trout)
Lineage: Eukaryota; Metazoa; Chordata; Actinopteri; Salmoniformes; Salmonidae
Product: reduced folate transporter
Biological process (GO): folate transmembrane transport
Cellular component (GO): apical plasma membrane; plasma membrane; basolateral plasma membrane
Molecular function (GO): folic acid binding; folate:monoatomic anion antiporter activity
Source: RefSeq, a predicted model, not a curated record